AUUUAUUAGAGUUUUAAUAGACAAAAAUUAAAAAUGUGAACAUCUCCUCAGUUCAGUAUGAACAGCCCUCCCUCCGAUCGACAGAUACGAGUUCAUGAAAGAGGAGCUGAACGUCCCUCCCUCCGAUCGACAAACGCAAUAGGAAAUCCGGCGGAUUUUGUUAGCGGCGUCGGGCUUGGUGAAAGAGCUGAGCUGAGCUGUUGGUGAAGGAAGCCAGGCCAGAGAAAUGGAGAAAGUAAGCAUUCACUAAUUAGAAUCAGUUCCCACACCGACGACGGAAGGCUGGGCGACUCCUGACUGGGUCUAUAAAUAAUAAGGUAUGUUUUAGGGCACAUGCUCUUUUGGAUCAGCACCUAGAAGGGUGGAAUGAAAGCUUAAAGGAGCUUGCAUUCAAGAGCCGCAAGUUUAUAUGGGAGGAAAUGUCUUAUUUGGAGAGAUGGUGGAGGGAUGCAUCAGCUGCAAAGAAAGAAUCCUUCAUCAAUUUAGUACAGAAUGGAGAACUAGAAAUCGUAGGACGUGGUUGGGUGAUGAAUGAUGAGGUAAGCCUGUGCUGUUAACGUAAUGACACUUUUGCAAUGGUAUGCAAGUAAUAAUUUUUUCUCUUCAAGUGUUUCAUAUUUUUUCCCAUUGGGAUCUGGGAAUGGUGAACAGAAAGCCAUGUUUUUAACGGAUCACAGUGGCGAUUUGACAUUUUUCUUAGUAAAAUUUACCAUAAUGAAUGAGUUCUAGGCUUCCAGCUUCUUGAAAAAAUGGGUUUAUUUGUCUGGUAACAGUUGAUUAGCUGGUUUUACAUGUAAAACUGUAAUCAUAUUUGGUUCUUGUGCUGGCGCGCGUUCGGAAAGCUAGACUAAAAUAAUAAUCUUUUGGACACGUUAUGUCAAUUUUACUGGGACCCUUGGAUCUUUAGAACUUUAUUUGCAUUUUGCUCUUCAUAUUUGGUUUUCUCGUCAAGGAAUCAUUUUCCUUGCAAUUGUCUUUCAUUCAUCUGUGAAUUUCUCUUGCUUGUGCACCUGCAGCUUAUUUUAUUCUCUUUUUUUUUUACAGGCUAAUUCACACUACUUUGCAAUCAUAGAACAGAUAACAGAGGGUAAUUUAUGGCUUAAUGAAACUUGCGGUGUUGUUCCAAAAAAUUCGUGGGUGAUUGAUCUUUUCGGAUACUCUCCAACAAUGGCAUACCUUUUUCGUCGUAUGGGUUUCGAGAAUAUGCUCAUACAGAGGACACAUUAUGAAUUGAAGAAGGAACUGGCUUUGUAUAGAAAUUUAGAAUUCGUAUGGCGGCAGAGCUGGGAUGCUGAAGAAACAACUGACAUGUUUGCUCAUAUGAUGCCCUUUUAUUCAUAUGAUAUUCCACAUACUUGUGGGCCUGAGCCUGCAAUAUGCUUUCAAUUUGACUUUGCUAGAACCUAUGGCUUUACGUAUGAGCGCUGCCCUUGGGGAGAAUAUCCACAGGAGACCACACCAGAAAAUGUUAAAGAAAGAGCACUAAAGCUGCUGGAUCAAUACAGAAAGAAAUCAACACUAUAUCGCACAAAUACUCUUCUUAUUCCCCUCGGAGAUGAUUUCUGCUAUGUCACUGUUGAUGAGGCUGAAGCUCAGUUCAGGAAUUAUCAGCUUCUGCUUGAUUAUAUCAAUUCUGAUCCGGACUUGAUUGCAGAAGCAAAAUUUGGUACCUUGGAAGAUUAUUUCCGGACUCUUCGUGAAGAGGCUGAUAGGGUAAAUUACUCCCGUCCAAAUGAGAUUGGUUCUAUUGAGAUUGGUGGGUUUCCUUCUCUUUCAGGCGAUUUCUUCACAUAUGCUGACAGACAGCAAGAUUACUGGAGUGGUUAUUAUGUUUCUCGGCCUUUCUUCAAGGCUGUUGAUCGUGUGUUGGAGCAAACCCUCCGCGGUGCUGAUAUGAUGAUGGCUUUCCUAUUAGGUCAUUGUCAGAAACCACAAUGUGAGCGGUUACUUACCGGAUUUUCCUAUAAGUUAGCAGCGGCUAGGAGGAACCUAGCGCUGUUCCAACGUCAUGAUGGGGUUACUGGUACAGCUAAGGACCACGUAGUUAAUGAUUAUGGGGUGAGAAUGCACAUAGCUUUGCAAGAUCUUCAAAUUUUCAUGUCAAAGGCCGUAGAGGUGUUGCUUGGGAUUCGCCAUGAAAAGAAUGAACAGAACCCAUCUCAGUUUGAGGCUGCACAAGUGAGAUCUAAAUACGAUGCUCAGCCAGUGCACAAAGCCAUGUCUGCUCAUGAAGGGACAGUCCAGACUGUGGUGAUAUUUAAUCCACUAGAGCAGACAAGACAUGAAGUUGUGAUGGUAAUUGUUGACAGACCUGAGGUGACAAUCUUGGACUCAAAUUGGACAUGUGUGAGAAGCCAGAUAUCUCCAGAGAUGCAACAACACUACAGCAGCAAGGAGGAUGAAACAUUAUUCUCUGUAGACAUCGUGUAUACUGGAAAGCUUCGGUCCCCCCAUUAGGGUUGCAAACUUAUUAUGUCGCUAAUGGGUUUGCCGGUUGUGAAAAGGCCACACCAGCAGAGGUCAAAUGGUUCGUGCCUUCUUCCAAUAUUUCUUGUCCCAAACCAUAUACUUGCUCAAGAAUGGAGGGUGAAGAAGCAAUAAUCAGUACUCGGCAUCAGACAUUGACAUUUAGCAUGAAGGAUUGUUACAGAGAAUUAGUCAUACCAAUGGUCGCCAUAAUGUUGUUAUUGGGGAGGAAAUAUGUACUCUAGCACUGAGAGUGGAGCUUACCUAUUCAAACCAAACGGCGAUGCUCAGCCCAUUUUUGUAGCCGGUGGGUCGAUGGUUAUCUCGGUGGGUCACUUGGUGCAGGAAGCUUACUCAUUCCCAAAGACACAAUGGGACAAAGCUCCAAUUUCCCAUAGCACUCGCAUAUAUGAUUAUGGUGGUGGUGACAGUUCCUCGAUACAAGGAAAUUCAUCGAAAAGAAGUACCAUGUGGAGCUUCUUGGCAGUGAUUUUAACAACAAAGAACUAAUAGCUAGGUACAGAACUGAUAUUGAUAACCAAAGGGUUUUCUAUUCUGAUUUAAAUGGGUUCCGAAUGAGCCGUAGAGAGACGUAUGAUAAGAUCCCUGUUCAAGGGAACUAUUAUCCGAUGCCAUCUCUUGCUUUUAUACAGGGACCGGAUGGUUGACGCUUCUCUGUCCACACCCGGCAGUCCCUAGGUGUGGCAAGCCUUAGAGAUGGAUGGUUAGAGAUAAUGCUGGACCGGCGAUUGGUGUGGGAUGAUGGGCGUGGUCUUGGACAGGGGGUGAUGGACAAUCGGCCAAUGAAUGUUGUGUUCCACAUCCUUGUAGAGUCUUCUUCUAGCGCUUCAAUAGCUCCUGCAAUUACUAAUCAUCACCCUCUAAGCCCUUCCCUUUUAUCUCAUCUCAUAAAUUCCCACUUAAACUACCCCCUCAACACAUUUAUAUCCAAGAAAGCACAUGAAAUCUCUGUACAGCCUCCCCCAAGAUCCUUCUCUCCAUUGGCAUCCAACCUUCCAUGUGACUUGCACAUCCUAAGUUUCAAGGUGCCUCGCCCUUUAAAUUUUUCCCAGCAGCCUCACUUGAGGAAGUGCCUAAGUUUGUUCUCAUCUUCCAGUGGCGGCAUUGGGACUCCUCGUAUUGUCGGAAGGGUGACAGGUCUGAUUGCGUGUGGCUGAUGUGCCAGUUAACCUAUUUGACAUGUUCAAGGGUCUUUCCGUUUCGAAUGCAAUUCCCACAUCUUUGAAUCUUUUGCAUGAAGACACAGAGAUGCUUGGUUAUAAGGGGCAUUUUGCAGAUGGUGCACGUGAAGGUCAUGUCCUCAUCUCUCCCAUGGAAAUACAGGCUUACAAAUUACACCUACGACCAAAUUAGCCAGAGCAAUCCGGGCAAUCCGGCCAACUGGCCAAGCACCUGGAGGCUAGAGAAGCUAAGCAAUUCGCCCGAUUAGCCGAUUCUUCAUCUCUCUGGCCAUCAGACUUUCUGAGGAGUACUGGAAACCUGGAAUAGCCGAACAGAGGCACAGAGCACCCAUUACAGAUCGAUUUACAGCAACUCACCAUCUACCCAAAAUGAGUUCCAAAAUCAAAAUUAAGGGGAAAUACUCGAUAGUCUAUUUUGCUUGUGGAGUUCUUGGCUCGCUGAUUUGCUCUGUUGCUUCAAUUUGGGCGUCUAAGUGAGCUUAGCAGUUGGCAGGCUAUUGAUGAACGUGACAAGAUCAACGGUUAUAUGUUGUGGUAAAGACAUACUUAAAUACGGAUUCAACAUAUUCUUCUGACUCAGAUAGUGCACUCCAUCCAGAGACCUAUUUUUUUCACAAUUUCUCAAUACCAUUAAAUGCUUUGGUGUGCCAAGCCAUGAGUUGAAGUUGAAAGUGGGUGCAUAUGUUAUGUUAAUGAGAAAUAUUGAUCGUUCUUCCGGAUUGUGUAAUGACACUCGCCUUAUGAUCACUAAAUUUGGAACACAUACUCUUGAGGUCACAUGAUGUCAGAAACAACUGCAGGAAAAAAGUUACAUUUUCUGAAACUUAGCUUGACUCCAUCUGACAUAAAGCUGUUAUUCACAUGUCAGUGUAGACAGUUCCUUUUGCUGCUUAGUUAUGCGAUGAUCAUCAACCUUAGUUGGCAUUUCUCAUCCGGUCAUCCCAUCCCUAGGUAAAUUGUUCAUAGGAAAAUUAUAGAUUUGUUCUUAAGUAAAUUUCAGAGGUUACAACUUUAUUUACCAGACUUCAAUUACAAAAUGCAAUUGCUUACCAUC
Molecule: messenger RNA, 4722 nt
Organism: Cuscuta epithymum
Lineage: Eukaryota; Viridiplantae; Streptophyta; Magnoliopsida; Solanales; Convolvulaceae
Source: the annotation of a GenBank genome assembly